This is a messenger RNA of Podospora pseudopauciseta, 883 nucleotides long. RefSeq lists its product as uncharacterized. The record is from RefSeq and is a predicted model, not a curated record. The transcript has 2 exons. Gene Ontology annotation, molecular function: acid phosphatase activity. NCBI's taxonomy places the organism in Eukaryota, Fungi, Ascomycota, Sordariomycetes, Sordariales, Podosporaceae. The coding region runs from base 62 to 766 and encodes 234 amino acids.
CACUGAACACCAUCGUGCCUUACUAUUACCAGCAAACUCAAGCCACCGGAAUCCUCAACAAAUGGCCAAAACAAAGAAACUAUCCAAAGCUCCAACCUCGGACACUGGCUCCACAAACAGCGCCGGAUCAUCCUCGGCGCCAACUACCACGCCCUCCUGGUUGACCGACUCCCUCCCCCUCCCGGCCCUCAUCGUUCUCGACCUAGACUACACGCUCUGGCCCUUCUACUCAGACAUCCACAUCUCGCCCCCCAUCCGCUCCCUCUCCCCCUUUGUACUAUCCGACCGAAACGGCGAGCACUUCUCCCUCUUCCCCGACGCCCCCGCCAUCCUCCGCCUCCUCUCCUCCCCACAAUGCAACAUCCGCCUGGCUGUCGCGUCUAAAUCCCCAGUCGGCGAUCUAUGUCGUGAAGUGCUCAAAUCACUACGAUUACCCGAGACGGAGAUACGAGGGCAGCCGAAAAAGGUGAUUGAUGUCUUUACAACAGGCGGGGGCGGAGGGCUGGAGAUUUAUGAGAGCUCAAAACUACGGCAUUUCGAGGUGAUUGCCAAACGGACGGGGGUGCGGUACGAGGAUAUGCUGUUUUUUGAUGACGAGAGGCCUAAUUUCGAGGUGGAGAGCGUAGGAGUGACGAUGAAGCUUGUUGGCAGGCAAGGGCUGUGCUGGGAGGAGCUGGAAAAGGGGAUACAGCUUUGGAGGGAGAGAAAGGGUAUUGUUCCAGCUACUGCUGGCGGUAGCGGUUCAUAUGCUGGAGGGAGAUGGUAACUAUGCAUUUGUCAUGGAUAAAGCGUGGCGUCGGGGUGUUUUGUUACUGAAAGAAGAAUACUACGGCUAUUUAUGCUGAUAUGAUAUACACACAGCGCACUGGACCCCCAAAAAAGA